AUGGCCAACACUCCCACCGGCCAAAUCCUCCUUGACGGCCAAGACAUCUCGACAAUCCCUAAACCCCUCAUCCGCCAGAAACUCAGCUGCCUCACCCAGGAUCCUUUCCUCUUCACCAACACGAUCCGCUUCAACGCCGACCCUCUUGGCGUUCACUCCGAUGAGGCCAUCGCCGAUGCGCUUCAGCGAGCCGCCAUCUGGGACGUCAUCACCUCUAAAAUUGACGCCGGUAAAAACCCCCUCGACGAGAAAAUGGACGAAAACUUCUUCUCUCACGGACAGCGACAGCUGUUCUGUCUGGGCAGGGCACUCCUCAAGAAGAGCAGCAUCCUCAUCCUGGAUGAGCCAACCAGCAACAUCGAUAACCAAACCGACGCGCAAAUCCAACGCGUCAUCAAAUCCGAGUUCAAAGACCGCACAGUCGUCAUGAUUGCCCACCGGCUUGAUUCACUACUGGAAUUCGAUACAAUCGCUGUGCUAGAAGAAGGUUCGCUAGCAGAAAUUGGCUCUCCUAAAGAGUUAUUACUGGAAGACGGUGGUGUUUUUGCGCAGUUGUAUGAUUCUGACAAAACGAAUAAGAGGAGGAAAUCAGACGAAAUCUCACGAGCAUAA
This is a messenger RNA of Trichoderma gamsii, 612 nucleotides long. RefSeq lists its product as hypothetical. Gene Ontology annotation, biological process: transmembrane transport. Gene Ontology annotation, molecular function: ATP binding; ATP hydrolysis activity; ATPase-coupled transmembrane transporter activity. The record is from RefSeq and is a predicted model, not a curated record. Bases 1 to 612 code for a protein of 203 amino acids. The transcript has 2 exons. Gene Ontology annotation, cellular component: membrane. NCBI's taxonomy places the organism in Eukaryota, Fungi, Ascomycota, Sordariomycetes, Hypocreales, Hypocreaceae.